GUGGCAACACUCGUUGUUUCUGUUGUGAAUGUAUCGGUGAGGAGAGGCAUUACAAAUUCUGUGUAGGAUCCAAAAAUAUUUAAAAUGACUAAAAAAGAGCCUUUGCAGGCCGUUCAGGUCUUUGGUCGUAAGAAAACAGCCACUGCAGUAGCCCACUGCAAGCGAGGUCAUGGUCUCAUCAAGGUCAAUGGCCGCCCUCUGGAACACAUCCAGCCCAAGACUUUGCAGUUCAAGCUGCAGGAGCCAAUUCUUCUGCUCGGAAAGAACCGUUUCUCUGGCGUGGACAUGAAGGUUCGCGUCAAGGGAGGUGGUCAGACAUCGCAAAUUUAUGCCAUCAGACAAGCCAUUGCCAAGGCACUUGUGGCCUAUUACCAAAAAUACGUCGAUGAGGCCUCUAAAACCGAGAUCAAGAGCAUCCUCGUGAACUACGACAGAUCCCUGCUGGUGGCAGAUCCCAGGAGGAAGGAGCCCAAGAAGUUCGGAGGCCCCGGCGCUCGUGCCAGGUUCCAGAAGUCCUACCGUUAAGUUCGAGAGUGGGGACUUGUCAGGUGCAAUAAAUUGUGUCUGGCU
Molecule: messenger RNA, 570 nt
Organism: Hyalella azteca
Lineage: Eukaryota; Metazoa; Arthropoda; Malacostraca; Amphipoda; Hyalellidae
Gene: RpS16
Product: 40S ribosomal protein S16
Exons: 4
Coding region: 85-525 (146 amino acids)
Biological process (GO): maturation of SSU-rRNA from tricistronic rRNA transcript (SSU-rRNA, 5.8S rRNA, LSU-rRNA); translation
Cellular component (GO): cytosolic small ribosomal subunit; ribosome
Molecular function (GO): structural constituent of ribosome; RNA binding
Source: RefSeq, a predicted model, not a curated record